This is a messenger RNA of Aspergillus melleus, 1434 nucleotides long. RefSeq names its product putative endo-polygalacturonase. NCBI's taxonomy places the organism in Eukaryota, Fungi, Ascomycota, Eurotiomycetes, Eurotiales, Aspergillaceae. Gene Ontology annotation, molecular function: polygalacturonase activity. Gene Ontology annotation, biological process: carbohydrate metabolic process. Bases 1 to 1434 code for a protein of 477 amino acids. The record is from RefSeq and is a predicted model, not a curated record. The transcript has a single exon.
AUGGUUGUCCAUGUCUACGAUUCUCCUGCCGGCAUCCCGCUCAACUCGGACUUCAUCGUGGAAGUCAAGGCAGAGAACGGCCAGCGAUGGUUGCCAGUUCCUGUCUAUGCCGUGGAAGUGGCCAAUGCCAAUGUCACCUCCAACAAUUUCAAUCAACACACUGUCGCGCUCGCUUCGUUUGACUUCGACGGCCUCGUUCAAGUGCGAGUUACCUACACUGCAGGGCCAGUAACAUCUGCAGUCAUCCGGCCCCGAUCUGCGAGCAUUGAAGUUGAUCUAGACGACACCGUCAUGACAUUUUCUCUCUCCACAGCCAGAGAUGUAAUGCUCGAGCUGAACGGCGACAAGUGGACAGCUCUCCACCUCCUCAGCAACAAGAUAGACUCGACUGCGCCGACGCAAGACACCGACGAUAUCUGGUACUUCGGACCGGGCAUCAACCAAGGUUCCGCCUACCAGCACGUCACCGACGGCGUCAAUCUGACCGUACCGUCUGGCAAGACCGUCUACGUCUCCGGAGGCGCCUUCAUCACCUGCCGACUCAAUUUCAUCAACGUAUCUAACAGUGCCGUUCGAGGACACGGGUUCAUCCUCGGGCCCGAAGGAGGCUAUGUCCACCGCGAACACGGCGGAGCGAUCCACAUGAGCGGAGCCAGCAACGUCAAAGUAGAAGGUAUCACCUCGCUAGGAGCAAAGGGAUUCAGUCUGUCGGCGGGCGAAUGCCACAACAUCCACGUCGACCGAUACCGAUCGUUCUCGUCCGCAGGUAACGGCGACGGGAUCGACUUCUUCUGCUCGUCCGGCAUCGUCAUCGAGAACUGCUUUCUGCGCAACUCGGACGAUACCAUUGCUCUUUAUUCACAUCGAUGGAACUGGUAUGGCGACACGAAGGACAUCCUCAUCCAGAACUGCGUGUUACUGCCUGAUCUUGCGCACGCGAUUAACAUGGGCACGCACGGGAACCCAUCCAGACCGGAAACAACCAGCAACGUGACGAUCCGGAAUGUGGAUAUCUUGGAUCACGAGGAGAACCAGCUGUGGUAUCAGGGAUGUAUCGCCAUCAACGCUGCAGAUAGGAACUACUUCCACGAUAUCCUGAUCGAGGACGUGCGAGUCGAGCGGAUUACUCGCGGCCAACUGAUCAACUUGCGCGUCAUGCAGAAUGCCAUGUGGACGACCGCUCCGGGGCGAGGCAUUCGAGAUGUCAGGAUCAGAAACUUGUCGUUGGAUCUGCGGGACUCGAAAACAGUCAAUCCGGCGAUGAUUUUGGGGUAUAAUGAGGGACACCCAGUGGAGAAUGUGACAUUUGAGAAUCUCCGGAUCGAUGGGAAAGUGAUCCAUGAUGAGAUGGAAAAGCCUAGAUGGUAUAUGACGGCCGACUUAGUUCCUUUGUUUGCGAACGAGCAUGUCAAGGGUGUUAGGUUUAUUCUGUAG